AUGUCUUCUGGCGACCCAAAUCGAAACCGCUCUCUGGCAGAACCCGCAGAAGAUACAGAGUCUUCAAUUCAGAACACAAUACAGAGGCUCGAUUUAGCCUUUGAACGUAUCCGACAUUUGAGAAGAGAUAUCUUGUAUCCGGAGCAAGUGGAUCACGCAAACAGCAGCCACAGCAGGAACAGAAUCGGUCCUGGUCAUGAAGCUAUUGUGCUCACUGGUCAGAACGAACGAGAAUAUUGGGACGAACUAGAGAGAAUGGAUAGGAUGAGGAACAUAGUCCCUGCGGAUACUCGCGAGCGUCUUAGGCAGUUCGAGGCUCGUCGUGCAGAAGCGGAUCGCGAGAGAAACAGGGACAGGAACACUGACAGGGAUCGGGCCGGGGUUCGUUCACACCUGUUGCGGGCUGCUGCUGCACAUAUGCAUCCUCUGGACACUUCCACCUCUCCUCCGUCUUCCCAUCCGUCAUCCGCUCAAUCUCCACUCAGCUUUGCUUCCCCGCUCAGUCCUCCUCGUCAACGUCUCUUACCGCAUCGGCUGUUGGACGCUCAGCCAUUCAGAAGAAGGGAAUCGUCAUCAUCGUUAUCGGAUGAUCCUAAUACUGAAAUAGGUCGCAGGGUAGCCGCCCGUGAAUCUGCACGAGGCGCAACUCAGGAUUCCACCCACAAUGCUUCGCCGAAUUCCAAUUCCUCUUCUCGGGAUAGCCACUACAGGCUGCCCACAGUGCUAGAACGGGAUUUUGAAUAUGGCACUCGCACGAGACUUCAACGUUCGGAACCAGCUUUCCUGCGUCGUAUUGAUCCUUCCCUCGAUCAACUCAGGCGAGAGGCCGAGAGUCGAAUUUCUCGAAGUCUAGAUACGACCGGUACUCCUCCAUCCCCGAGCGCGGAAGCUUCUAUUCUUCGUGCCAACAUGAGAACAAGAGUUCCUCAAUCACGUCAGAGCUCAAACGUGUCGACCAACUUACCAUCUGCGACCUCAUCGCAGAGUCGACUAUCGUUAUUAUCGAAUUUCGGAGUACAAAGUCUACCCACUCCUUCUUCAACGCUCUCCAACCCUCCUCUGUUAUUUGAGGAACCUGCGAGCUAUUUUCACCCGUCCACAGAGGACUCGCGAUUGCGAUCUGUCGAAGAAGAACGAGCGCGAACAUUGGAGGAGAGCUACAUGUCACAAACUAGGAUGGCCGGGGGCUUGCUAUUCUCAUCGAGUCCUGUUCAAAUGCACCAUGUCCCAGAAGAAACUAGGCCAGGCCAUCACCGGGAUAAUACUGUUCAACUGCAACACUAUGCAGCCCCCAGACUAACUCAAUUAGAUGCUAACGGCGACGAGUUCCGACUUGAUCCCACCAGGAUUCGACAGUUCGCUGAAAGUACCUUAGGCCUGUACCCUCCACGCAGACAUGCCGCCGAUGAAUACCCUCCCCUUCAGCCUGUAACUCGUUCACCAAUACCACUCGAUCCGAACAAUCCUGAUUCCGAUGUUAUCUCUCCUGAAAAUUACGACCCUGAAGCUGAGGUGUACUACUCUCUCAUUCCGGACGGACCAUCUUCAAUGCGAUAUGUUGUUUCUGUCGAAUCAAAGCCCCGGUACUUUGGGACAAGUACGCCGCGGUAUAUUGAUCCGCUCCCUUCUGCUCUGGUGGACAAAUUUAAACAAGGGCAAUCUCGACAUGAACCUCGACGUCCAUAUGUGCAUGUUCCUGCUGCCAUGAGUGUCAUGGCAGGGAGAUAA
Lentinula edodes (shiitake mushroom) is the source of this 1728-nucleotide messenger RNA. RefSeq lists its product as uncharacterized. The record is from RefSeq and is a predicted model, not a curated record. Bases 1 to 1728 code for a protein of 575 amino acids. Lineage: Eukaryota; Fungi; Basidiomycota; Agaricomycetes; Agaricales; Omphalotaceae. The transcript is spliced from 2 exons.